Molecule: messenger RNA, 1154 nt
Organism: Calypte anna (Anna's hummingbird)
Lineage: Eukaryota; Metazoa; Chordata; Aves; Apodiformes; Trochilidae
Product: olfactory receptor 484-like
Biological process (GO): G protein-coupled receptor signaling pathway
Cellular component (GO): membrane
Molecular function (GO): olfactory receptor activity
Source: RefSeq, a predicted model, not a curated record
UCUUUCUCCUCUCUCUCAUGAUUUACCUGGUGAUGAUGUUUGGCAACCUCCUUGUUGUUGUGCACCAGUGACAGAUCAGCAUCUUCACACGCCCAUGUACUUCUUCCUGGAGAAUUUCUCCAGUAUGCAAAUCUGCUAUACCUCCACUAUCCUGCCCAGGCUGCUGGCCAGCUUCCUAACCAGGGACAGAACAAUUCCUGCUCAAGGCUGCGUGACACACUUCUUUUUCUUUGGCUGUUUUGCAGGUACUGAGUGAUAUCUGCUGGGCACCAUGUCUGAUGAUCAAGACAUGGCCAUAUGUCAACCCCUGAUCUACACAAGCCUCAUGGAGGGGAAAGUCUGUCUUCAGCUGGUGGCUGGCCCUUGGCUAGGAGGAUUACUGAUGGCUACCAGAGUCACUGGGCAUUUCUCGAGGUUACAGUUCUGUGGUCCCAAUGAAAUGAAUCACUUCUUCCGUGGUUUUGCCCCAUUGCUGGAGCUUGCCUGCAGUGACACCAGGGUGCUCAGACUGGUUACCUUCCUAAUCUGUGUCCUGGAUGUAGUCUUCCUCUCUCUGUUCCCAUUGGGAUCCUACAUCCGCAUCAUAGCUGCCAUCCUGAGGCUAACCACCAUGGGGAGGCAGAAGGCCUUUUCCCCCUGCUCAUCUCACUUCAUUAUGGGCAGUGUUUUCUACAGCACCCCCAACGUUGUCUACAUGGUACCCAGGACAACCCCACUGAGACAGCUCAACAAAGUGCUCUUCUGUUUCUACACCAUCCUCACGCCCAUGGUCCAUCCCCUCCUCUACAGCCUGGGGAGCAGGGAAGUCAAGAGGGCUCUUGGGAAUGCACUCAGAAAAAACAUGGCCUGAAUUCAUUGAGAGCUCAUACUAGUUGUGAUCCCCCAGAAAAGAACAGGUUGUGGUUGAGUCAAGUGUGGACAAAUCAUAAGUGUGGACAAAAAAAAUAAUUUGUCCAUCUGGUAUAACGUUACAAGUGCAGAAUCUUGCAGGUGACCUAUUGGACUGCUCAGUGACCUACUGAGCUGCUUGGAUCCCCACAAGUCCAUGGGACCAGAUGGGAUCCACCCAAGGGUGAUGAGGGAGCUGGCAGAAGAGCUGGCCAAGCCUCUCUCUGUCAUCUACCAACACUCCUGGCUCACUGGGGACAUCCCAG